Messenger RNA from Coccidioides immitis RS, 962 nucleotides. RefSeq lists its product as uncharacterized. NCBI's taxonomy places the organism in Eukaryota, Fungi, Ascomycota, Eurotiomycetes, Onygenales, Onygenaceae. The record is from RefSeq and is a predicted model, not a curated record. The transcript has a single exon. Bases 203 to 592 code for a protein of 129 amino acids.
UUGGAGAAAUUUGACGACAAGAAAACACAGAUAACCGAGGUGACCAUUUGGAGCUGCGAGACAUGAUCGGUGGAGUCUGUGGUGCAGUUGCGUCGAAGCAGACAUGCUUUUAACCAUCCGAUCGAUACUGUAGUCCGGCUUGGCAUGGUCACGGCCAGCCAUCCGAGCUGAUCCAACGAAGCAAAUCGAAACCUGGUACUUUAUGCGUGGCGACCCGCCUGCCAAACCCCCAUCCAUGUUAACCUUAAACACUCCAACGUUUGACCAAACCCAUGUCAUCCAGCGACCUCCUCCGUUAGAUCGCAUGUCUCCGAAACCAAUCUCCAUCCCAGCCAGGGCUGAAAUGCUGCCUUAUGAUGACGGUAAAUCAACGCGUGUGACCCUGGCAAAAUUCUGGAUCAAUAUAGCCGUGCGAGAUGGUCUGUGUUGGCCAAAACCUGCCAACUCCCCGGCUCAAGGGGAUCUUGCUCAGGUUCCAGGAAAUGUGACUGUUGCUUGCGUUGGUACCCAAUCAGGUCAACACUUUCCCGAGAUAAUGUCUGCUUUCCUCCGUCAGCUCGCUUCACUCCAAGAGAUAAGGUCUCCAGAGUGAAUGCCAGUGAUUUGUCCUAGGAAAACUCGUCACGUCGCAAAGAUUGAUCGAACGAGAGCAACACCGGUGCAUUUCUAUGACUACACCUGUGCUGUACUCUGAAAGGCUUCUCAGCCCGUACUCCAUCCUCUGAACGCCGUAAGUGUGUGCGGAAAAGCCUGUGUGCUUUACCAUAUCCCAUGGUCAAUCAGCUGACAAAGGGAAAAGAAUAAGAGAUGUGGUGAGAGGUAAAAUCGGGUCGCUUUGGGGGUACACAAGCGAUGCAACGAAUGACAUUCGGGUCAUGCUCGACGUGUUGUCAAUAAGCCUCUUCUCGCCUGGGUGAACCCUUUGCCAGGAUUCGGUACGGCAACUGGCCGUUUUGAAGGUC